UUGCGUGGUAGGACGUGCAUGGUCGUACGAGUUCAGUUUCAGCUGAGCUUAUCCUCGUUUUGAGGUUCGUUAUCAGGUGAUGGACGAUAAUUGCUCGGACACGACAAGAUUAGACGCAUAGAGGCAUUUCGUGGCGUGGAUGGGGGGAGGGGGGUGGCUGGUGUAGAUUCGAGAUGACAACAGUAAACCCUUGACGCGUUUACGCCCCAUAGCUGUAGGCAAACCAAGCCAUUGUUUUCAAUGAACCAGUCCUUCGAUUUCGGCAAGUACAUAAACGCUUUAGUUCUCGAGAUCUUCGAAAACAAAGUAUCAAGCCUAUCGAGUAAAAAAAAAUCCAUCCAAAAUGGUUGAUAGAAUGACCUCCAGCUCCGACUUGCCCGUCGCGGAUCUCCCUUCCGCCAGCUUCGACCUCCCGUCCAUCGACGAAAUCAAGCGGGCAGCAGAGGCCGGCCAACGCAUCACGACCGAAGAUGUCUCGGUGAUCUCGCAGGUCGAAAGUGAACUGACCGGCUCCGGUCCUGUCCAUGGAGGGCCAGCGGCAACGGCACAAAGUCUGGCGAUGAGGCAGAUGAAUUAUGAUACCAAGAUAGACGAGCUCACGCGUAAGCCUCAGAGUCAUAUUACGCAGGAAGAUGCGCGGGAAAUUCAAGCUACCGAGGGACGCGCAUUUAAUCGACCUCCCGAGGCCGGCUCCGUAUCUGCGCAAGUUCGUUCCAUCGCGAAUCGAAACGAAGCAUUAGGACUUCCUCCUGUGGCUGUCGAUGUGCCGGUGUACGUGACCAAGGACGAUGCGCGGGAGGCUCAACACGCCGAAUCGACGGUAUACGGAGGACAGAAUCCACGAGGAGGCAUGGCGGCACAGAUGCAAAGUGCGGCCGACAAGAUCGAGUAUGCGCGACGCGGCAGCGAAUAGAUAGAUGCCUUGGUGCCUUGUUAAUGUGUCACAUAAGGGAUUCUACAUGUAUUCUACCACAUUUGUGUAUUCUAGCCGAAUAAACAUUUGGGUCUCCCCAAUUUCCGGGGAUUCUGCAGAAUUGUCGAUCUAUAUAGCUACUGUACCUGUACUCCCCCCUAUUCUGAAGCCAAUCCGGG
Aspergillus glaucus CBS 516.65 is the source of this 1092-nucleotide messenger RNA. RefSeq lists its product as uncharacterized. Bases 344 to 913 code for a protein of 189 amino acids. The transcript has 5 exons. The record is from RefSeq and is a predicted model, not a curated record. Lineage: Eukaryota; Fungi; Ascomycota; Eurotiomycetes; Eurotiales; Aspergillaceae.